AUGUUUUCGUCCUCAAAUUUCCGGCCCGCGGGCCAAUCGGUCUUUGCCGGCGGCAACACGGGCGGGUUUGGUCAGCCGCUUGCCAACCAAAACCAGCAACAGCAACAGCAAACUUCACAGCAGCAACAGCAACAGCAAACUUCACAGCAACAACAGCAGCAGCUACAGCCCGGCGCCCAGGGUCUCGGUCAGCUCCAAGCAAACCCCAACCAGCAGCAGCUUGGCAAUUCACUGUGGCAACCCGGGAGUCUUGCAAACUACCAGAAGCCGAUCCCCGAGCAGAUCAAGAUGAUCACGGACAAGUGGGACCCGUCGAACCCAAACUGCGUCUUCAAGACGUACCUCUACAACAAAGUCGACGAGCACGCGGUGCCGCUGUACGGGCCCCAGCCCAACGACGACCCGAAGGAGUGGGAGGAGGCGCUGCAGCAGAAGCCGGCGCCCAACUACAUCCCCGUGCUCUGCGCCGGCUUCCCGUCCAUUGUGGCGCGCCUGGUCCUCCAGCGCCGCGUCAUCACCGAGUACAACAACAAGCUGCACGCGAUUAACGCCAGCCUGGACGAGAUCCUGUCGCGCCACGACCUGGAGCACUCGGUGCGCGCGCUCAAGGCGCGCCGGCGGCACGCCGAGAUCAGCAAGCGCUGCCUGACGCUGGCCUCCAAGGUGCAAGUGAUGCGCAACCGGGGCUACGCCAUGAGCAGCGACGAGGACGAGCUCAAGCAGAAGCUGCAGAAGAUCGACAAGAGCAUACAGGACCCGGCGCUCAGCGCGCGCAUGGAGGAGCUGUGGAGCCGUCUUAUCAUCCUGAGGGGCUACGCCGAUAAUCUGAAGGAUGAGCUCAACAAGCCGGGCUUGGGCGAGAGUGAUGGCUUGAGUGAGGAGAUCGAGGCAAGGGCUAAAAAGAUCUUGGAGGACUACGAGAAGCAGCUUCAGCACCUCAAGAAACAGGUUGAGGAGGCCAAGAAGGACUUCCAGUACUGGGAGAAGGAGCAUAACCCGACCCCCGCGCCAUCACGGGCCUCAUCCGGCAAGUGA
Molecule: messenger RNA, 1035 nt
Organism: Lasiosphaeria miniovina
Lineage: Eukaryota; Fungi; Ascomycota; Sordariomycetes; Sordariales; Lasiosphaeriaceae
Product: nucleoporin complex subunit 54-domain-containing protein
Exons: 4
Coding region: 1-1035 (344 amino acids)
Biological process (GO): NLS-bearing protein import into nucleus; protein localization to nuclear inner membrane; nuclear pore organization
Cellular component (GO): nuclear pore central transport channel; nuclear pore
Molecular function (GO): structural constituent of nuclear pore
Source: RefSeq, a predicted model, not a curated record